ACUUGAAUGUAGUUCUCAGGCCAUCAACAGUCAUCGGUGUAACUCAGUGUAACUGGCGUUAUAAAGAAAAAGUGAGGAAACGGAUUUCAAGUUCGUUGUUAUUACGUGGUAAUUGGUUGUAGUUGAAAUUGACACGAUAAAAACGGAAAACAUGACGAAAGAUGAAGAACAAUUCGACGGAAUGUUGCUGGCGAUGGCACAGCAACACGAGGGCGGUGUACAGGACCUCUUAGACACAAUAUUUAGCUUUUUGGCGAGAAAGACUGAUUUUUAUACGGGAGGAGGCGAAGGCGCUGCCGAAAAGCUAGUUAAUAGUACAUUCAAGAAACAUCAAGCGACCGCACUAGCCAAGGCAUCGGCAGAAAAGGCUGAGAGAGUGGAACAAGAGAGACGCCGUAAAGAGAGGUUAGAAAAGAAAAGAAAGGAAGAAGAGGAGGCGGCAAAAAUUGACGAAGAUUCUCGAAUCGUUGAACUCACGGAUGAACAGGCCGCUAAACUACAAACGGAACUUGAUAACAAGAAAUUAGCAAGCGAAGAUGCCGCCGUACCUGGACCUAGCGGAGACGGCGCCAAAGCUGCAAAUGGCGAGGAAAAUAUGGAGGAAGAGGAAGAAGACGAAGCAGAGAAAAACAAAUUGAAACCAAACGCUGGAAAUGGAGCGGACCUGCCAAACUACCGAUGGACGCAAACUCUUCAGGAAGUGGAGAUACGAGUGCCGCUGAAGGUCAGCUUUCUGGCAAAACCGAAGGAUGUGGCAGUCUCGAUCACGAAGAAACACCUGACAUGCGGGGUCAAAGGCCAGCCGGCCAUAAUCGACGGAGAUUUCCCCCACGAGGUCAAACUCGAAGAGUCCACCUGGGUCAUCGAGGACGGAAAAACGCUCCUCAUUAACCUGGAAAAGGUGAACAAGAUGCAAUGGUGGGCUCACGUGGUCACUGGCGACCCGGAGAUCAGCACGAAAAAGGUCAACCCGGAACCCAGCAAACUUUCCGACUUGGAUGGAGAAACACGCGGAUUGGUCGAGAAAAUGAUGUACGACCAGCGACAGAAAGAACUGGGUCUGCCGACCUCGGACGAGCAGAAGAAGCAAGAUGUCAUAAAGAAGUUCAUGGAGCAGCACCCGGAAAUGGACUUCUCAAAGUGCAAAUUCAAUUGAAGUGGACCACCCUGUUCAAAGUGGCCCUCAAUUGGUUAAAGGCCUGGUAACAAUACAUCGUAAAAUACUCUUUGCACCGCGUUUCUUCAUCUCGACAACCUCCACUCUUCGUCGCGGUUGUCUGGACGUCCACCUUCUGAGGAGCAGCUGUAAAGUCGAUAAAGAAGAUGGAACAGAGGGCAGCACUAACCGGAUACGUCGAGCUUUUAAUAAUUAAUCAUAAAGGACUCGAGGAAACUCGAUUUCUCCAUUCAUAUCUUCCAUCUUUUUACGUUUGUUAUUUUGAUCACCCCGUAAGACGUCGAUGUACUGAUUACGCAGUUUAGUAUUUUCCAUACUGUAAUACCACUGUCGAUAAGGUUCCACUUUCUGUUAAAAAGCACAAGCAUAAGAUGUAUCUGAUAUUUGUUUCGUACUAUUAAAAAGUUUAAAUGAA
Orussus abietinus is the source of this 1592-nucleotide messenger RNA. It is a transcript of the gene nudC, whose product is annotated as nuclear migration protein nudC. The record is from RefSeq and is a predicted model, not a curated record. Bases 152 to 1156 code for a protein of 334 amino acids. Lineage: Eukaryota; Metazoa; Arthropoda; Insecta; Hymenoptera; Orussidae. Gene Ontology annotation, biological process: protein folding. The transcript has 7 exons. Gene Ontology annotation, cellular component: cytoplasm.